This is a messenger RNA of Rana temporaria (common frog), 2301 nucleotides long. RefSeq names its product AKT serine/threonine kinase 1 (gene AKT1). Gene Ontology annotation, biological process: protein phosphorylation. The transcript has 14 exons. Bases 260 to 1702 code for a protein of 480 amino acids. The record is from RefSeq and is a predicted model, not a curated record. Gene Ontology annotation, molecular function: protein serine/threonine kinase activity; ATP binding. NCBI's taxonomy places the organism in Eukaryota, Metazoa, Chordata, Amphibia, Anura, Ranidae.
CCCCUCUCUCUGUCUGCUCUCCUCUCCUCCCCCCUCCUUCCUUCUUUCCUUUUCCCUUCCCUCUCAUGCUCCCCUCGGUGAUGGUGUGGCUUCAGCUGGCUGCUAUCCACCUCUAGGCCCCAAGCCCCGGUGGCAUUCCUCCUCCUGCAGGGACAGAUCCUAUAUACCUCUUGCAUCCAUAUAUAACAUUACUGUGCUGCUAAAGGUUUUAAUUCGGCAUCUUGGUGCGAGCUGUCGACCGAGAAACAUUGCCGUCAUUAUGAAUGAAGUAGCGAUUGUAAAAGAAGGUUGGCUUCACAAACGAGGUGAGUACAUAAAGACCUGGCGGCCCCGUUACUUUCUCCUCAAGACAGACGGUACUUUUAUUGGUUACAAAGAGCGUCCGCAAGAUGUUGACCAGUUAGAAACCCCUUUGAACAAUUUCUCCGUAGCCAAAUGUCAACUUAUGAAGACAGAACGACCAAAACCAAACACAUUCAUCAUCCGAUGUCUCCAGUGGACCACAGUUAUAGAAAGAACGUUUCACGUCGAUUCUCCUGAGGAGAGAGAAGAAUGGAUAAAAGCCAUCCAGGCAGUAGCCGACAGCCUUAAGAAACAAGAAGAAGAAAUGAUGGAUUUUAGGUCUGGCUCUCCGAGCGAUAACUCCGGUGCGGAGGAAAUGGAAGUUUCUUUUUCAAAACCAAAACACAAAGUAACUAUGAAUGAAUUUGAAUAUCUAAAGCUGUUGGGGAAAGGUACCUUUGGAAAAGUUAUUUUAGUCAAAGAAAAAGCAACGGGAAGAUAUUACGCUAUGAAGAUUUUAAAAAAAGAAGUAAUUGUUGCAAAGGAUGAAGUAGCGCACACACUGACUGAAAACCGCGUCUUACAGAACUCUAGGCACCCUUUCUUAACGGCAUUAAAAUAUUCCUUUCAGACUCACGAUCGUUUAUGUUUUGUUAUGGAAUAUGCAAAUGGAGGAGAGUUAUUCUUUCAUCUAUCAAGAGAACGUAUAUUUUCCGAAGAUCGAGCCCGGUUUUAUGGAGCAGAAAUUGUCUCUGCGUUAGAUUAUCUUCACUCGGAAAAAAAUGUAGUUUACAGAGAUUUAAAGUUGGAAAAUCUUAUGCUGGACAAAGAUGGACACAUAAAAAUAACAGAUUUCGGUCUCUGCAAAGAAGGAAUAAAAGAUGGGGCGACCAUGAAGACGUUCUGCGGUACCCCAGAAUACCUUGCUCCAGAAGUACUAGAAGAUAAUGACUAUGGCCGGGCAGUGGACUGGUGGGGUUUAGGUGUGGUCAUGUAUGAAAUGAUGUGCGGUCGCCUCCCCUUUUACAACCAGGACCAUGAAAAACUCUUUGAACUUAUUCUUAUGGAAGAAAUUAGAUUCCCUCGCACUUUAUUACCGGAAGCAAAAUCUUUACUAUCGGGUUUGCUGAAGAAAGAUCCAAAACAAAGGUUAGGUGGCGGCCCUGAUGAUGCAAAAGAAAUCAUGCAACACAAAUUUUUUGCAGGAAUCGUAUGGCAGGACGUUUAUGAGAAAAAGCUUGUACCACCAUUUAAACCACAAGUCACAUCGGAGACAGAUACAAGGUAUUUUGAUGAAGAAUUCACGGCGCAGAUGAUUACCAUUACACCGCCAGACCAAGAUGAUAAUCUGGAAUUUGUUGACAAUGAAAGACGGCCGCACUUUCCCCAAUUUUCCUACUCUGCGAGUGGAAAUGCUUAGAUGUUUCACAAAAACUUUUUUUUUUUUUCCUUUAUUUUUCCAUUGCAACACACAGACUUCAUAUUUGGGCACUAAUUUCAUCAGACUUUGUACAGGACUUUCUAUAGCCUAUGAAUUACAAACUGUUUGUAUGACCACAAAGGAAUUGACGAAUGUCUGGGGAAAAAGUCUGUACGUAAAAAGAAAAAAAAAAAAAAAAUGGUUCUCUCAUUUCACAUUUGCAAAGAUGAACAUAUUCCAUCCAUUCAAUUUUUAUGUAUGUAUUUUUUUUUUAAUAUACAUACAUUCAUAUACAUUAUGUUGGACGCUGCCGCACAGCCAAUGUCUUGAGAACGUGCUCACGAGUUGUCAACGGAACUACGGAAGAAUGAGCAUAUCAUGAAUAAGAAAAGAAAAAAAACAAAUAAAGUUACUAUUCUCACUUCCCUGGUCACCCUGUACCAUAAGCAAUGUUCUUUUAUUUAUUUUUAGAGUUUUUAACUUUUUCAAAGUGUGGGAAAUUGGAUGUAAUUAGGAAAUAAAAGAAGGCAUAGUCGAUAGUGCAAUAAUGAGAAAGUGAAUGUGUUGUGAGUACUUAAGUCACUUUUUUUUUACUUUUU